AAAGUGUUCGAGCAUUCAUAGAGUGUGGUAGCAUGCUCGGCUAAUUCGGAAACUAUGUGAACGCAUGGGUUACUUUACCUGCGACUUUGGCUGAGGUCCGCUUGUGACAUUGAGGAGGCGGGAGAAGGGGACUUAGUAUUUUCAAACUUUGGUUUGAGCUUCCUCAACCUAGUCAAAGCCAUCUUCAAAGUCGAAGCUUCAAUGAACAAACUUGGACUGAAAAAAGUCACAUAUACCUUUGCUAAAGCCCAGAAAAGCUAAAAGUUUCCAAAACCAUUUCUUAGCAGAGAAUAUCUUUUCAUUUCUUAUCGGGAAAGAAGCUGUGAUUAAGAAAACUUAUUGCUUAAAAAGGGAACUGACAAAAGAAUUCAGUAUCUUACGAAUCUACUCUUUGGAUGUUUCCUACAUCAUUGCAACUCUAAAUGCGAUUUAGUUGCUCUUUUGCAACACCUUGAAAUCUCAUGCAAACAAUAUAAAACCCUUGUUCUUCAGUAAAAUAGUUCGAGAUAGUUGAUAAGACAAAUGUUUUCUUUAUUUAUUUUUUGAAGAAGUUGUUGAAAAUAUUUUUUAAUCCCGAACACUUUAGCAGUUGAAGUUAUUUAUUGAAGAUUCAAGCUGUUUUUCUCCAUGAAAAUAUCUUCCUCAAAUAUAUAUUCAUUAUAAUCAAUAUAUAUGUUACACGUAAAGAUUGAGUUCGAAAGUACAUUCAUGUAUCUCUAAGCAGAAACUUAGUAGAAACGUAUUUUGAAACAUUUUUUAACUUCUGAAAUAUUUGUUACCAUUAUUUAUUCAAAAUGCAUAUCAUAGGUGCCCAAUUAAUAUGCCUUGCUGUCUUGUUUUUGUCAAUGCUGAUAGUGUUUUCACUUCCAUAUUGGUGGAUUGGUCGCAAACCUGAAUCAUUUGAUGGAUCUCGCUAUCAAACUGCUAUCAGUUUAGCCAAUUGUUUAUCUGGAGGAGUUUUCAUUGCUACAUUCUUCGUUGGACUAAUGCCUGAAGUCCGUGAAAUGUUUCUAGAAGUUUUAGAAUCUUAUAAAAUAUCUUCUGUGUUCCCGGUGACUGAAUUUGUGAUAUUUAUAGGUUUUCUUUUGGCGUUGGGUAUCGAACAAUGCGUCCUGGAGUAUCGAGAAAGGAAUGCUAGGACAUACGCAUCCGUUCCUUUAACAAAUAGCGAAGAUAACAAGUCUGACUUAAUUUCGUCUCCAGUAUCUUGUGGAAUGAAAGAUGUAUGUGAUAGUAGCGUUGUAGAUUAUGAUAGCGACAAUCCUAUGAAAGCAACUGUGGUUAAAAUAACGAAUGGCAAAUCCGACAGUGAUUCUUUAGUUGGUUCUCCUGAAAAGUUUCAUAGUCACAAUAACCACCAUGGCCACAGUCAUGAUAUAGGGCAAAUGCUUCAAGGUGAUAGUGGAAUCCGUCUUGGUAUGCUGAUGGUGUCUCUAGGUGUACAUUCUUUAUUUGAAGGACUGGCACUGGGUCUUCAAACUUCGGUAGCUACUCUUCUUAACUUGGUAAUAGGAGUUGCUGUUCAUGAGCUCCUGGUUGCUUUCGCAAUGGGAGUGAAUGUUGCUCGUCUCCGGCUUCCUAAAUCGACCAUUGUUAAGCUGGCAAUUUUAUUUGCUGCCCUGAUUCCGAUUGGACAGGUAUUUGGUAUUUUCAUUGGCUAUUACCAGUCCAUAUCUGCCGUGGCUGUAAGCGCGGUUCUCCAAGGCUUAGCCGCCGGGACAUUUAUACAUGUAACAUUCCUUGAAGUAAUUCCAGCAGAAUUUAAUGAGUCUGGACCACGGCUUUUAAAAGUGUUUUUCUUAGGCUUAGGUUUUAUGUUGUUGUUAUUUUGUAGUGUAUUUAUGCAAGGUUCAAGUCAUCAUCAUCAUCACUGACGAUGUACUUCAGUCAGAGGCGGAGCGGAAAAUUCUAAGCUUCGGUACAUAAUUGCCAUCGUUCUUCGCUUCCAUUUGCGAUGUUUCUAAAUUCAACAUUGUGAUUCCAUGAGUGGAAAAAUGUGUCUGUUGUUAUAUGCGUAUGAUUGUAAUUGUUGAUUAAUAUUUAAUAAUUAUAUUAAUAAAUUAAUGUUUUGAUUUGC
Messenger RNA from Uloborus diversus, 2077 nucleotides. Its product is annotated as zinc transporter ZIP3-like. The transcript is spliced from 4 exons. Bases 795 to 1874 code for a protein of 359 amino acids. Gene Ontology annotation, molecular function: zinc ion transmembrane transporter activity. Gene Ontology annotation, biological process: zinc ion transmembrane transport. NCBI's taxonomy places the organism in Eukaryota, Metazoa, Arthropoda, Arachnida, Araneae, Uloboridae. Gene Ontology annotation, cellular component: plasma membrane. The record is from RefSeq and is a predicted model, not a curated record.